Molecule: messenger RNA, 2112 nt
Organism: Effrenium voratum
Lineage: Eukaryota; Dinophyceae; Suessiales; Symbiodiniaceae
Source: the annotation of a GenBank genome assembly
AAGAUAUGAUGCUCAAGCCGAGCGGGUGUGUUUUAAGCCGCCAUGGGUAGCUUGCGUCGUCGUCCCGCGCCAAUGGCUGUCCUGCUGAGUGACUCACUGAUUUGGUACCCAAGUCACCCGCUGCCGAACCCACGCUGUCGCCGCCGCGGUGGCAGCGACUGGCCACUGGCCAAGUGCGCCCGGAAGGCUGGCUGCGAAAGCAGAUGCAGCUACAAGCAGAGGCCUUGACUUCCCAUCUUCCGCUCUUUUGGCCGAACAUCGCCAACACCUCCUGGCUGGGUGGGAACUCGGAUGUUGACGGGGGACUUCACGAGAACACACCCUACUGGCUGAACGGCGCGGUGCCUCUUGCCCUGCAAUUGCAGGAUACCAAUUUGCUGGCCCUGGUGGAGAGCUACAUGAACGGCAUCAUCACCCGGCAAGGGAAGGAUGGUUGGCUUGGCCCAGACACGGACCGCUCCGACAUUUGGUCGCGGAUUCCCUUCAUGAUGGCGCUGGCGCAGUAUCAUGAGUCCUUGCCUCAGGGCGCCGGGCGUCUUCGCUGCGAGUCGGUGGCCUAUCGCUUCUUCGACGCGCUGACCCGUCGCUUGGACGAGGGCGUGACGCUGCAGACCUGGUCCUCCAUGCGGAUACACGACCUGAUAUGGUCGGUGCAUUACUUUGUGGACGCGCUGCCGCCAGGAUCUCACCUAGCAAAGUGGAUGCUGGACUUAGCUGCGCGGCUUCACCGUGAAGGCUUCAACUGGAACGAGGGUUGGUUCAACUCAUCCUCCUUCGCCACGCGCCCGGUCUUGGAUCCCGCCACGAUGGAAACCCACGGCGUGAACAACGCCCAAGCCGUGAAGCGCGGGGCGGUUUGGGCGCGUCAGAGCGGCGACUUCGCCCUGGGCUUCGCGGAGAGUUGGCUCGCCUGGAGCCAGCUGCGGCGCUUCCACGGCCAACCGAGCGGCGCCUUCAGCGCCGACGAGCACCUUGGGGGCCGCUUGCCCUCGCGGGGCACGGAGCUUUGCACGGUGGUGGAGUCCAUGUGGUCGCUGCUCUUGACGGCCCAGAUGGCCCCCACCGACCAGGAGGCGUUGAAGGCUCUGGAUGCGGUGGAGGCGCUGGCAUUCAAUGCUUUGCCAGGCAGCUUGAGCGAUGACCUGUGGUCACAUCCCUACCUGCAGAUGGCCAACUCCUACCAGGCGCUCUUUGGGGAAGACGUCCAUGUUUGGGUCCAUGAUGGGCCAAACGCCGCCAUGUACGGCUUGGAGCCCAACUACCCUUGCUGCACCUCGAACUUCCACCAGGGCUACCCCAAAUUCGCCAGCAGCCUUUUCUUCGAGGAGGAGGAGAAUCGGCUGAUCUCGGCCAUUUGGGCGCCAAGCAAAGUGCGCAGCAGCGUAGCGGAGGUGGAGCUGCGUACAGAGUAUCCCUUCGACACCUCGCUGGAGUAUUGGGUCCAGAACGCCGAGCCCUUCGUGCUGAAGGUCCGGCUGCCGCUCUUCCUGCGCGAGGCACCUGAAUCGCUGCGGGUGUGGCUGCAUGAGGACGUGGUGCAGAGUGCGGCGGAUGGUUUCCUUCUCUUCCACAUCUCAGCUGCUUCCACAAAGUCACGCCUCGCCGCCCGGCUCUCCUGGGCCGCCAAAGCCCGCGUGCAGUCCUCGCCGCAGCAGGGAGCAUCAGUGUACGUGGGCCCCUUGCUCAUGGCGCUGGACCUGAAGGAGACCAGGACCAAGAGAGAUCAGCUGGCGUUUUCUGCAGCCAACUGGGACACAAGAGCCUCGUUGCCGUGGCAGAUGGCGCUUCCUCGCCAGCCGCAGCUGGACCCUGUGGUCUGGUCCUCCAUUGGCCCUCGGCCCUUCCAACGGGGCCGCUGCCCUCUGUCAGUCAGCGCUCGCCUGGCGCCGCUGACCAUAGAGCAGUGGCCGGUGCUGUCGAACGCCCCGGGGCCCGUGCUGCCGGUGGAGGAAGACCUGUUGGAGGUGGAGCGGACACUGGUGCCCUAUGCGUGCACUUCCAUCCGGAUCUCUGCGUUUCCAGUGGCGCAGCCGAACACUCUGCUCGCCUGAGACGGGACCUAGCCACAAAGACGGUCGAUCUAGUCUUCCAUUUGCUCAAGCUUAUUCUCUC